Messenger RNA from Morone saxatilis (striped sea-bass), 730 nucleotides. It is a transcript of the gene vps54, whose product is annotated as VPS54 subunit of GARP complex. The record is from RefSeq and is a predicted model, not a curated record. Gene Ontology annotation, cellular component: GARP complex. Gene Ontology annotation, molecular function: syntaxin binding. The coding region runs from base 20 to 730 and encodes 236 amino acids. The transcript is spliced from 5 exons. Gene Ontology annotation, biological process: retrograde transport, endosome to Golgi; Golgi to vacuole transport. NCBI's taxonomy places the organism in Eukaryota, Metazoa, Chordata, Actinopteri, Moronidae.
GCUAACCGGUCCUGAUGCCAUGGCCUCCAGCCACAGCUCCUCCCCAGCUCCUCGCGGAGGUCGAGAUGGGAUCUAUCACAAGGAGCGGGACCCCUCCCCCCCCCGCUGCCGGCCCGUCCGCUCCCUGCCCGACGUCUGUCCCACAGAGCCCACCGGUGAGGGGCGGGGCCUGUGCGACGGCCCGUCUGUGGUGGCGGAGCACGACCGGUGGACGGUGUACAGCUCGAAGGUCAACCUCCCCGCCGCGCUGAACGACCCGCGGCUCGCCAAACGGGAGUCCGACUUCUUCACCAAAACGUGGGGGCUGGACUUCGCGGAGACGGAGGUGAUGCCCUCCUUCUACCUCCCCAACAUCACCAGGGAACACUUCGCUCCCUACCUGCAGGAGAUGGCUCAGAGGGAAAGAAUCCACGAACGCUGCAAGACGAUCUGUCCCAACAAGGACGACGUGGACGCCGUCUCCAGUAUCACCACCAACAACGAUAAAUCCAGAGCUGAGCUAGAACAAGUCCCGAAGAUCUUCAUGAAGCCCGAGUUUGCUCUGGAGGACCCCGCCACCUUCAAUGCCGUCCUGCCCUGGUCGCACUUCAACAGCGCCGGGGGGAAGAGCAGCAGAGACGGGGCCUCCUCCAAACUGCUGCAGGAGAAGGUGAACUCACUCUUUAAGUUCAGUCUCGCUCUACCAACCUGGGAGUCGGGACCCCCACUAGGGGUCGCCAAAGCUUUAUAG